Messenger RNA from Exophiala spinifera, 195 nucleotides. Its product is annotated as mitochondrial import inner membrane translocase subunit tim9. The transcript has a single exon. Lineage: Eukaryota; Fungi; Ascomycota; Eurotiomycetes; Chaetothyriales; Herpotrichiellaceae. The record is from RefSeq and is a predicted model, not a curated record. Bases 1 to 195 code for a protein of 64 amino acids.
AUGUACUCCAAACUGGUGCAACGAUGCUUCGACCAUUGCGUCAACGACUUCACUACCAAAUCUCUCAUCUCCCGGGAAGAGUCCUGCGUCAUGAAAUGCGUCGACAAAUACAUGAGAAGCAACGAGCGGAUAGGCGAACGAUUCCAAGAGCAAAACGCGGCAAUGAUGCAGGCUGGCAACAUUGGAGGUAGAUAA